AUGAUCCGAAGGUUGAUCAGUCAUUUCAGUCAUCGAAAUCAAUCGAACCAAUUCGACCUAACUGCUUCUCUGCUAGCCCAAGACAAUGACGACAAACAAUUAUUGAACGACGACUUGAUCUUGUACAUUUUACAAUAUUUAUCAUCGUCUUGUAUCGUGAAUGUGUGCAUGAGAAUUUCAAAACAAUGGUUCCGAGUCUCUCUGAAAUAUCCUCUCGAGUUUAAUUUCUUUGAAAUGAGACUCAAAGACAAACAAAAGCACGAAAACUUUCAAAGAUUUUCAAAAUGUCGGAUUGAUAUGAAUAUCACAACACUAGUCUUGAAAUCCAAUCAUUUAGGGAAAAACGGAGCAAAAUUACUUUCUCAAAGCUCACGUAUGAAAUCAGUGACUUACCUGAGCCUCAGUUGUAAUAAUCUUCAAAUUGAAGGAGCUAAACUAAUUGCUGAGAGUGAAAAUUUGAAGAAUUUAACUCGAUUACGAAUAUCAGGAAAUCGAUUGCAAUCAACAGGAGCAGCUCUAAUAUUCACAAGCAAGAAUUUGAAUAAUUUGAAACGUCUCGAAAUUGGCUACAAUAGAAUUGGACCCAAAGGACUUGGUAUUCCUUCGAUUACAUUAGAUCAGUUAACAACGCUUGACAUUGGUGGAAAUGCCAUCAGUAAUGAAAAUUUGAAAUUUUUAGCAUCAUGUGAAGCAUUGGGUCAUUUAACUGAUUUAGAUUUGAGUGAAAACGAUAUUGAUUCUGAAGGGUUGUCACCAUUUGUCCACAGCACGUACAUGCAAAACAUUACUUCGUUGAAUCUUCUCGGAAAUUCGAUAGGAACUGAACGAGGAGUGGAAAUUCUCGCACACAGUGAAUUUAUGAAAAAUUUAACACGUCUCGACUUGGGAGUAAAUUCCAUAGAAAUUGAAGGACUCAAAGCAUUGACAUCAAGUCCUUUCAUUUCAAACCUCAAAGAAUUGCAUUUGAAUUGCAAUCGUUUCAAUAGUGUGAAACCAAUUACUUCAUGUUCAUAUCUCACUCAUUUAACUUGCUUGGAUUUGAGUUAUAAUCAUAUUGGAGAUGAAGGAGCUCGAGAAAUUGCGAACAGUGAAUAUUUGAAAAAUUUGCAAUUUCUUUAUAUAUCCGUCAACAAAAUUAGGGAUGAAGGAGCACUUGCCAUCGCGAAGAGUGAAAAUUUCAAUCAUUUAACAGAGUUGCAUCUCGUGGGCAAUUGUAUCCAUGAGUCUGGAAAAGAAGCAAUAUUGAAAAGGUUCUCAUACUUAAAUCCUAACCAUAACAUCUUUAUCAAUGGUCAAAAUCCGUGA
Naegleria lovaniensis is the source of this 1305-nucleotide messenger RNA. RefSeq lists its product as uncharacterized. Lineage: Eukaryota; Heterolobosea; Eutetramitea; Acrasida; Naegleriidae. Gene Ontology annotation, molecular function: protein binding. The record is from RefSeq and is a predicted model, not a curated record. Bases 1 to 1305 code for a protein of 434 amino acids. The transcript has a single exon.